Bufo gargarizans (Asiatic toad) is the source of this 2556-nucleotide messenger RNA. RefSeq names its product coiled-coil glutamate rich protein 2 (gene CCER2). Gene Ontology annotation, cellular component: secretory granule. Bases 105 to 2024 code for a protein of 639 amino acids. Lineage: Eukaryota; Metazoa; Chordata; Amphibia; Anura; Bufonidae. The transcript is spliced from 9 exons. The record is from RefSeq and is a predicted model, not a curated record.
CCAGCCUGGGGCUCAGUCGAUCUGCAUCCUUCCUGUAUCUGCAUCAUUAGAGCCUGGGCUGAGGGAUUACCACCACCACCAUCUGCAGCAGCAGCACAUCCACAAUGGGUCUUGUGAAGUGUUUACUGCUUGCAGCUGUCUGCAUGCAAGUUUCCACCAGACCUCUGUCCAGCCAGCUGUCCCAAGAAGAAGAAAAGGUCACAAGGUGCAUCAUGGAGGUCCUGUCAGAAUCGCUGUCUUCAUCUGGGCCCAAAAGGGUCAGCAGUAGCUGCAUCCAAAUACUCAAAGAAGAUGAGCGCCUGAUCUCCAUGCUGCGGCACCAACACUUGCUCAGAGAACUUGAGGAUCUGACUGAUCAAGAAAAGUCGCAACUAGAUGCAGAAAGGGACAGUAUAGAAGAAGAAGAGAUUAAAAAGAGGACGAGUGAGACUCAUAUCCCUCCUCCCAAAAGAGAUUUGAAGCCCAAAAGGGGAUCUGAGAAUGAAGAAUCAAAAGAGUUUGAGAAAAUAGAAAAGGUGCAGGUGAAGGAGAAAGAGAAGGAGCAUGGCACAUCAGCAGAAGAGAAGGUGAACAAGCUGCUGGAGGAAGAAGAGGAUAAAAGGAAUGCUCCUGCUAAGAAAGGGAGUGAUGCGUCAAAAAGAGACGGGAAAGAAGUACGAAGGGAUAACAAAAAACAGUUUAGCAAUGAGAGUGAUGAAGACAGCUCAGAGGAACAAGAGCAUGAGCGGGGCCACCAUGGGCCCCUCAAUGGUUGGUAUCACAGGAACCAUGAAGGGUGGGAAGAAAGAAAAAGAGGUUCACUGAGAAGGAUGGCAGAGGACCCCAGUCAGGAAGAAACAGCCCAGUUUGAGUCUGAAGAUAGAGGCAUGAAAUACUUUAAUGCUAAGACCCAUAUGCAUGGUUUUCAUGGGGAAGACAAGAGGCAUGUCCACCACCCAGAUAAUGCCUAUUAUAAUGAUGAGGAGAAUGAGAUGGAAAGGCACCAUUAUAAUGGAAAUUAUGAACACAGAGAAGAGGAAGAGGAGAGAGAGUUGGAGGAAGAACGUGAGGAACGUGAGGAACACAGAGCUAAGGUCACAAGGUGCAUCAUGGAGGUCCUGUCAGAAUCGCUGUCUUCAUCUGGGCCCAAAAGGGUCAGCAGUAGCUGCAUCCAAAUACUCAAAGAAGAUGAGCGCCUGAUCUCCAUGCUGCGGCACCAACACUUGCUCAGAGAACUUGAGGAUCUGACUGAUCAAGAAAAGUCGCAACUAGAUGCAGAAAGGGACAGUAUAGAAGAAGAAGAGAUUAAAAAGAGGACGAGUGAGACUCAUAUCCCUCCUCCCAAAAGAGAUUUGAAGCCCAAAAGGGGAUCUGAGAAUGAAGAAUCAAAAGAGUUUGAGAAAAUAGAAAAGGUGCAGGUGAAGGAGAAAGAGAAGGAGCAUGGCACAUCAGCAGAAGAGAAGGUGAACAAGCUGCUGGAGGAAGAAGAGGAUAAAAGGAAUGCUCCUGCUAAGAAAGGGAGUGAUGCGUCAAAAAGAGACGGGAAAGAAGUACGAAGGGAUAACAAAAAACAGUUUAGCAAUGAGAGUGAUGAAGACAGCUCAGAGGAACAAGAGCAUGAGCGGGGCCACCAUGGGCCCCUCAAUGGUUGGUAUCACAGGAACCAUGAAGGGUGGGAAGAAAGAAAAAGAGGUUCACUGAGAAGGAUGGCAGAGGACCCCAGUCAGGAAGAAACAGCCCAGUUUGAGUCUGAAGAUAGAGGCAUGAAAUACUUUAAUGCUAAGACCCAUAUGCAUGGUUUUCAUGGGGAAGACAAGAGGCAUGUCCACCACCCAGAUAAUGCCUAUUAUAAUGAUGAGGAGAAUGAGAUGGAAAGGCACCAUUAUAAUGGAAAUUAUGAACACAGAGAAGAGGAAGAGGAGAGAGAGUUGGAGGAAGAACGUGAGGAACGUGAGGAACACAGAGCUAAGGAAAGGGACAUCCAAGAGGUAGAGGAAGAGCUGAGGAAGGCAGCAGAACAACUGGAGGAGCUUCACCGGGGCUAAGAGAAGAAGAACGCUUCCUGAAUCUUCUGUCUUCCAGACUAUAAUCUGCCGACGCUUUGCACGUGUUCUUGUACCCUGUAUAUACAAAAUUCUUCUGUAUGCUGUUUGCAGAAUGGGGCAGUGUUUUGUAGUUAUAUUAUAAUGUUAAGCUUUGGCAAUAUACUCAGACAGAUACUGGCUUUGAAGUCACAGAGAUUACAUACAGGGUUUGUCCACAUUUUCCAAAGUUCUUUCUUACCCUGAUAGUACCUGAUGAAUUUGAUUGGAUUGGCUGAUUGUACUCUCAAUACUAAUAUUAAUAUUCUUCUUCAUCUUCUUUGCCUUAAAAUGUUACUUUUAUAAAUCUUUUGCUCAUUAAUUAUAUUACAAAUAGUUGAAGAGAAGCAAUAUUAGUUGCAUUCAGAAGCAGAAGGUCCUUGUCAGUAAGGGAGAUAUCUACAAGACUACAUCUUCCAUUGUUCAUUGAUGUCUGUCCGGUGAUAAUUUUCAUGUUUUGCUCUGAGAACCGAAUAAAAAUGAUAAAUUCAGGGUA